CGCACAGCAGCAGAGCCGCACAGUUUUCAGUGGACAGCUCCGUGGUGCUGAAACCUUUCUCUCGUCAGUUUUCACAAAGGAGCAGGACCAUGGAAGGAUUUUCAUGGAAACUUUUCUUCAUCUCCUGCCUGUUUGCUGCAGAGGGCUCCGCACAGGACUUUGGACAGACGCAGUUCAUUUGCACGUCAGUUCCCAAAGAUGUGGACUUGUGCACCGCGGCCAUGCAGAACAGCGGGCCGGCGGAAGACCUGAAAACCACAAUCAUUCAGCUGCGGGAGACCGUGCUGCAGCAGAAGGAGACCAUCGUGAACCAAAAGGAGACUAUCAAGGAUCUAAAGUCCAAGCUGAGCCGCUGCGAAAGCCAGAGUCUCCCGGCUGCAGCGGGACCCGGUGGGAGACGGCCAGGGGCCAAGAACACCAUGGGGGAUGUAUCCCGGGGCACCGCAGACACUCUGGCGCAACUGGGACAGACUUUACAGACGCUCAAACAGAGACUGGAGAACCUGGAGCAGUACAGUCGAGGAAAUAACAGCGCGCAGACGAACAGCCUGAAGGAUCUGCUGCAGAACAAGAUAGAUGACAUGGAGAAGCAGGUUCUGUCCCGGGUCAACACGUUGGAGGAAAACAAACCGGGACAGAGGAACGAGACCGACGCAAGGAACAGAGUGGAGUCCACCCUGACCUCUCUGCACCACAGGAUCUCAGACCUGGAGAAAGGCAAAGAGACCAGGCCAGCAGACAGCUUCCAGCUUACCUUCCCUUUGAGAACCAACUACAUGUAUGCCAAAGCCAAGAGGAGUCUUCCUGAAAUGUACUCUUUCAGUGUGUGUCUGUGGAUAAAGUCCAACGCCUCACCUGGGGUGGGAACGCCCUUUUCCUACGCAGUUCCGGGCCAAGCUAAUGAACUUGUGCUGAUUGAGUGGGGGAACAACCCCAUGGAGUUCCUCAUCAAUGACAAGGUUGCAAAGCUGCCGUUCCUCAUCAAUGAUGGAAAAUGGCAUCAUCUCUGCAUCACGUGGACCACUCGUGACGGGAUGUGGGAGGCCUUCCAGGAUGGAGUGAAGCGGGGUAGUGGGGAGAAUCUGGCACCAUAUCACCCCAUCAAACCAGAUGGAGUGCUUGUUCUGGGACAAGAGCAGGACACACUGGGAGGAGGCUUUGAUGCGACACAAGCUUACGUCGGUGAACUGGCACACUUAAACAUCUGGAACAGGAAACUCUCAGUCAAUGAAAUCUCCUAUUUGGCAACCUGCAACAGCAAAGCACCUACCGGUAACGUCUUCUCCUGGACAGAGAGCAACAUUGAAAUAUUUGGCGGAGCUACUAAAUGGACCUUCGAGCCAUGCGGCUCAAUCAACUGAGCCGUAUCUCUUGGUUUUCAGAAAAAAAUGCCUCCAUGUAUUUCUGAGCUUUUGUCUUUUCCGUCCUCAUUUGACCUUUGUUUAGAGUGUUAUUGGUAAGCUUAAAUCUGGGAUUUAUGUCACUCUUUGGUAUUCCUGUGCACAAACAACAGCUCUCAACUUGAGGAGGGGCGAAAAAAAAAAAGAAAAAAAGAAAAUCUCAUUCCUCUCGGAGGCAUCUGUGAGAAAAUAUUGGUAUCUGCUGUUUUAAUUUUCUUAUUUUUUCGGAUGUUCAGUUUAAAGCACUUCAUUCGGGCUUAUUUUCGUCUUGGACUGGCAGCUGGCAAUCUGCGCCUCAUGUUUUGACGAUUUACAAUCCAAGUGAGGAAUUAAAUAACCGAUCCCAUCAGCCUCUUCCCUUCCUUGUUACCUUGGAAAGCGGGAGAUUAUGCUGUCCGUCCAAUCUCUGUCAGGGUUUGGCGCUGUGAUGUCUGAUGCGGUACAGCUCCUGAUGACCCCAAGACUCCUCCUGGGCCCUCCGUUGCUUUACAAAGCCCAACGUCCCCUGCCCCACCCCACCCUACCCCACCCUCCGGAAAUUGCACUGUGACUGAUAAAGAGGACAAUGCAAAGGAUGAAGGACAUUGCACAAAGUCAGACUGCGGUUAAAAGUCAAUUUGGAAUCAUUGUUCUGAGUUUUUAUUUUAUUUAUUUUGCUGUAAGAAUGUCGUUAACUCGCCAACAUUGCUACAAAGCCUGGGUGCCUUGGGCUGGUAUGAAUAUUCAGCACAUUUGGUAUGUUUUCAGUUGCAGAUUCAGUGUUUCCUAGUUUUGCGUUUUUCCCUCAUUUAUUGAUUUUUUUUUUUGCUGGGUUAAGUUUCUUAUUCUUCUCUCUUGUUGGUAAAUGUGAUUUAAUUACAGUUUGUUAUCUGACAUGAUGUGUUUUGGCAGGUGUUUGUACUACUCUGUAUUAGGAAUGUUACAGUGUCUGUAUAGUAACAGCAUGACUGACAGAGUGCUGUGAAAGCAUUGUUGAAAUCUGCUUUACUAUCCUCUCUGGGUCUGGGUUUUUUACUGUAUUGUUAUAUGCUCCAAGCAUGGCAAAACUGACAGAUGAAGAAUUUAAUUUUUGUAAUAAAAUUGUGAUACCAAA
This is a messenger RNA of Cyprinodon tularosa, 2493 nucleotides long. Its product is annotated as neuronal pentraxin-1-like. The transcript has 5 exons. Lineage: Eukaryota; Metazoa; Chordata; Actinopteri; Cyprinodontiformes; Cyprinodontidae. The record is from RefSeq and is a predicted model, not a curated record. The coding region runs from base 90 to 1361 and encodes 423 amino acids.